Messenger RNA from Clavispora lusitaniae ATCC 42720, 1386 nucleotides. Its product is annotated as Eukaryotic aspartyl protease family protein. NCBI's taxonomy places the organism in Eukaryota, Fungi, Ascomycota, Pichiomycetes, Serinales, Metschnikowiaceae. The record is from RefSeq and is a predicted model, not a curated record.
AUGAGAACAGGAAUUCUUCUUUCCAUAGCUGCUGUCGCUGCUCAAUCGGCUUAUCGGCCUUUGAAUAAGACUACAGAUGUUUUCAACCAAACACAAGGUGUUUCUCUUGGCUCUCCACCUCUAUCAGUGGUGACCCAAUUCAGUUUCGAAGACGCGGAUUUGAUGAUUCCCUAUUUCAUGAAUACCACAGAUGGAGACUUUGUUUUCAGACCAGACAUGCCUCCCAAUGCAUCCUGGGUAUAUGAGGGUGUAUACACAUCUUACACAGACGACCCACUUUUUGGAGAAGAUCGUGUUUUCAUGAAUGGAUUUGAACUCCAAAACUUCACCUUUCAAACUUUGGACGAAUAUGCCCCGCCUCUAGUGAAAGUCGGUUUGGGUCUCACUCACCAGCCGAAUUUCAUUGACAUCUCCUUGAUUCAGUCUUUGAAAGAUUCGGGCUACAUCAAAUCCAGAUCUUUUUCUCUCUUUCACAACACCAGUGCAUCAGAGUACGAGGCUGACCAAGUCUUAUUUGGUGCAUUGGACCACGGAAAAUAUGAUGGGCCAAUGACCAAAGUCAAGGGCUAUUCUAAUACCACAGAUGGGUUCGUCAAUACUGUUCCAAGUAUCCUAGUGGAUGGCAUUGCAGGUUACAACUUUCUGCUUACAUCGCAGUCUAUUGCAAUCAUUUCAGAUAACAAAUGGAGUUUUCCACUAGACUACUAUGAAAGCUUGAGCGACUAUUUCAUGGCUCGAUACAAUUAUGAUACCAAUGACGCUGUCCCUUGCUCCAUUUUGAAUCUGACCGAGUACAUUUCCUUCUACUUCAGUGGUGCCGAAUACCGUAUAUUGGAGGGUAGGUUUUUUCGUAACGUGGAGGAAAAUAACACUACAUUUUGUGCGUUUGCAGUAGGCUCCGAAGUGGACAAUCUGUUUCGGCUCCAUAGAGAGCUCUUUAAAAACCAUUACCUUGUUGUGGAUUACGACAACGAAGAAAUUGGCAUUGCCCAAGCGGCAACCAAACCGAAACCUCAAACUAUAGAGGAAAUGUCCACUGGUAUUCCCCUGGCGACUCCGGCAAAAUACUUUAGCGAUUCCAAUUUGAGAUAUUCGACCGUUUCUCGAAACCACACAGAUCUCUACAUUACGCAAACAGCACAUCCGACUUAUGCUAUGUACACUGGUGAACGUUUGGGUCUCAGUGCCACUGAAUCAUUUUAUUUCACUUCUACUAGUUCUUCUGAGUCUCAGGAUACCAAGACAGCAAAACCAAAAGAAUCUACAGAAGUAGGAAACAAUGGAUCCAGUGAUAAGAGCUCUUCAUCUAAAGGAGAUGGAAAUGUGCAGAAAACGAGUGGUAUUUUUGCUUUCAUUGCAUGUGGACUAGGAAUGAUGAUGUUUUAA